AUGGCGGCAACGGCGGCGGCCGCCGCGGCUUCGGCCUCUCGCAGGCGGAGUCGGCCGCCGGGCGGGGACGCGAGGGGCCGAGGCGCGGCCCGACCGGAGGGGGCGGCCCCUGGGGAGGGGGCCGCGGCGGGCGAGCCCCGGCAGGCCGGUGCCCGGGCCGGUGCGAAGCGGUGCGGCCCGCCCGCCCCCGCCCGGCCCCCCAGCCGCCCCGGCCGGCCCGGAUCGGAACGGUCAACGCCCCGGGACGUGCGGAUGCGGGCGGCCGACGUGCGGCCAGGAGCCCGGAAGGCAAGAAUCAUUAUCAUCCCCAUCCUAAAGGCUCGGCGCUAUGAACAUUUGGGGCUGGAUCGUUCUUCACGGCGGGCAGCUGUGGUGCACGCUGUACGAUGCCGCUUCCCCGGGGGCUGGAGCAAACACAGCCGGCUUUAUCAGACUGUCAGGGAACACGCAGACCCACAGGAGGGAAUAAGUUGCAACCUGUUUCAAGUCGUGUUUCUGGAGCCAAUUUCGUGGCAUGAGGCAUGCCUGUAGUAAGAUGCCAAGCACCAAAAGCAGGCAACAAAAUUGUUCUUAAGUGGUCCCAAUUUUGUACCUACCCAUGGCGCUAUUUCUUUGGGGGGAACUCUCGGGAAGCUCCGUCUGGAAACUCUGUCUCAGAAUGGCACCGGCCAGGAGAGCACUCCCAAACCUCAUUUUUAAUAGACAUGAGACGCCAACAUAAUGGAACACACACUCCAUCCCAAUGGCAUUUAAUGUACUGGUCAAAUAAAAUGUGCUAUU
This is a messenger RNA of Zalophus californianus (California sea lion), 780 nucleotides long. Its product is annotated as translation initiation factor IF-2-like. NCBI's taxonomy places the organism in Eukaryota, Metazoa, Chordata, Mammalia, Carnivora, Otariidae. The transcript is spliced from 5 exons. Bases 1 to 531 code for a protein of 176 amino acids. The record is from RefSeq and is a predicted model, not a curated record.